CCAAUAAAUGUGAACAUGGGGUCUGUCACCGGAGCUGUCCUCAAGAUGCUACUUCUGUUAUCUACUCAAAACUGGAGCAGGGUCAUAGCUGGGAAUUCCUAUGAUUGUGAUGAGCCUCUGGUGUCUGCUCUGUCUCAGGCGUCGUUCAGCAGUUCCUCCGAGCUCUCUAGUAGCCACGGUCCUGGAUUUGCAAGGCUAAAUCGAAGAGACGGAGCUGGCGGCUGGUCUCCACUUGUGUCGAACAAAUACCAGUGGUUGCAGAUUGACCUCGGAGAGAGAAUGGAGAUCACUGCCGUGGCCACCCAAGGGGGAUAUGGGAGCUCCAACUGGGUGACCAGCUACCUCCUGAUGUUCAGUGACAGCGGCAGGAACUGGAAGCAGUACCGACAGGAGGACAGCAUCUGGGGUUUUUCAGGAAACGCAAACGCAGACAGCGUCGUGUACUACCGACUGCAGCCUUCUAUCAAAGCCAGGUUCCUGCGCUUCAUCCCUGUAGAGUGGAACCCCAAGGGCAGAAUCGGAAUGCGAAUCGAGGUGUUUGGAUGUGCAUAUAGGUCCGAGGUAGUCGAUCUUGAUGGAAGAAGUUCUCUCCUCUACAGAUUUGACCAAAAAUCCCGGAGCCCAAUAAAGGACAUCAUUUCUUUGAAAUUUAAGACCUUGCAGAGCGAUGGGGUUCUCCUCCACAGGGAAGGGCAAAGCGGGGGUCACCUCACACUGGAACUAAAAAGAGGGAAACUGUUUUUGCUUAUUAAUUCAGGUGAUGCCACACUGCCCUCUCCUCACGCCCGGGUCAGUCUCACCCUGGGCAGUCUGCUGGAUGACCAGCACUGGCACUCCGUGCUCAUCCAGCUCUCGGGCCGGCAAGUCAACUUCACGGUGGAUGAGCAUAGGCAUCGCUUCCAUGCCCAGGGAGAGUUCAGCGACCUGGAGCUUGAUUAUGAGAUCAGCUUUGGAGGGAUUUCAGCACCUGGGAAAUCAGUGUCAUUCCCACAUAAGAAUUUUAAUGGGUGUUUAGAAAAUCUCUAUUAUAAUGGAAUGGAUAUCAUUGAUUUGGCCAAGCGACAAAAACCACAGAUCAUCGUUAUGGGAAAUGCGUCAUUUUCUUGUUCACAACCACAGUCUGUGCCUGUGACGUUCCUCAGCCCCAGGAGCUACUUAGCAGUGCCGGGCCCUUCCGGAGAGGAAGAGGUUGCUGCUGCCUUCCAGUUUCGAACCUGGAAUAAUGCAGGGCUUCUGCUCUUUGGGGAACUCCCACUGCUUUCAGGGGGUCUCCUUCUCUUCCUUCAUGAUGGAAAACUAAAGCUGAAUGUCUACCAGCCAGGAACGUUAUCCAGUGACAUCACAGCAGGUGUUGGAUUGAAUGAUGGACAGUGGCAUUCCGUGUCCUUAUCUGCCAAAAGGAAUCACCUGAGCAUGGUGGUGGACGGCCAGGUGGCCUCUGCGGCUGCCCUCCUGGGGCCCGAGCAGGUUUAUUCAGGGGGCACCUAUUAUUUUGGAGGUUGUCCUGACAACAGCUUUGGAUCCAAAUGUAAAAAUCCCCUUGGUGGGUUUCAGGGAUGUAUGAGACACAUUUCCAUCAGUGCCAGAGCGGUGGACCUGAUUUCCGUUCAGCAGGGGUCCCUUGGGAACUUCAGUGACCUUCAGAUAGACUCCUGUGGGAUCACAGACAGGUGUUUGCCCAACUACUGUGAGCACGGCGGCGCGUGCUCCCAGUCCUGGAGCGCCUUCCACUGCAACUGUGCGGACACUGGCUACAGCGGCGCCACCUGCCACAACUCUGUCUACGAGCAGUCGUGCGAAGCCUAUAAGCACAGAGGAAAUGCGUCAGGGUUCUACCACGUAGACUUGGACGGCAGUGGGCCCCUGGAGCCGUUCCUCCUGUACUGCAACAUGACCGAAACUGCAUGGACCAUCAUCCAGCACAAUGGCUCCGAGUUAACAAGAGUGAGAAACACUCAUCCGGAGAACCCAUAUGCUGGGUUUUUCGAGUACUCGGCCAGCCUGGAGCAGCUUCAGGCCACAAUAAACCGUGCGGAGCACUGUGAACAGGAGCUGACCUACUAUUGUAAGAAGUCACGGCUUGUAAAUAAUCAAGAUGGAACCCCUCUGAGCUGGUGGGUCGGAAGAACCAAUGAAACACAGACGUACUGGGGAGGUUCUUUGCCUGACCCUCAAAAAUGUGCCUGUGGUCUGCAGGGGAACUGCGUGGAUUCUCAGUAUUACUGCAACUGCAAUGCUGACCGGAACGAAUGGACCAAUGACACUGGAUUCCUUUCUUAUAAAGAACAUCUGCCAGUGACUAAGAUAGUGAUCACGGACACAGGCCGGCCGCACUCGGAAGCAGCGUACAGACUGGGGCCUCUGCUCUGCUGGGGGGACAGCUCAUUUUGGAAUUCGGCUUCCUUCAACACUGAGGCAUCAUACCUUCAUUUUCCUACUUUCCAUGGAGAACUCAGUGCAGACGUGUCUUUCUUUUUUAAAACCACAGCAUCCUCUGGGGUGUUUUUAGAGAACCUGGGGAUUACCGAUUUCAUACGGAUAGAGCUGCGCUCUCCGGCUGUCGUGACUUUUUCAUUUGAUGUUGGAAACGGGCCUUCUGAAAUCUCCGUGCAGUCACCCACUCACUUCAAUGACAACCGGUGGCACCAUGUCAGGGUGGAAAGGAACAUGAAAGAGGCAUCCGUUCAAGUGGAUCAGCUCCCACCAAAGGCCCAGGCUGCUCCCGCGGAUGGACAUGUCCUUUUGCAGCUAAACAGUCAACUCUUCGUGGGUGGGACGGCCACCCGACAGAGGGGCUUCCUGGGAUGCAUCCGGUCUCUGCAGUUGAACGGACUGGCCCUGGACCUGGAGGAGAGAGCCAAGGUGACUCCCGGAGUGGAGCCGGGCUGCAGAGGCCAUUGCAGCAGCUAUGGGAAGUUGUGUCGGAACGGAGGGAGGUGCAGAGAAAAGCCCCGCGGGUUCUCGUGUGACUGCACCUUCUCUGCCUACGCUGGGCCGUUCUGCUCUGAUGAGAUUGCUGCAUACUUUGGGCCUGGCUCAUCUGUGAUUUAUAAUUUUCAAGAAAAUUAUUCCUUAAGUAAAAACUCCAGCUCCCACGCUGCUUCAUUUCAUGGUGAUAUGAAGCUGAGCCGAGAAAUGAUCACAUUUAGCUUCCGAACAACACGGACACCAAGCUUACUGCUGUAUGUGAGCUCCUUUUAUAAAGAAUAUCUUUCAGUUAUCAUUGCCAAAAAUGGAAGUUUGCAGAUCAGGUACAAGCUAAAUAGAUAUCAAGAACCUGAUGUUGUUACCUUUGAUUUCAAGAACAUGGCUGAUGGGCAGCUUCACCGCAUCAAGAUUAACAGAGAAGAGGGAGUGGUCUUCGUAGAGAUUGAUGAGAAUGCAAGGAGACAAGUCUACCUGUCAUCAGGUACAGAAUUCAGCGCAGUCAAAUCUCUUGUACUGGGCCGGAUUUUAGAGCACAGCGACGUUGACCAGGAGACAGCGCUGGCCGGGGCUCAGGGCUUCCUGGGCUGUCUCUCCGCAGUGCAGCUCAGCCACCUGGCCCCCCUGAAGGCUGCUCUGCAGCCCAGCCACCCAGCCCUCAUCACCAUCUCAGGACACGUGGCGGAGUCCAGCUGUGUGGCCCAGGCUGGCACCGAUGCCACAUCAAGGGAAAGGACACACUCCUUUGCAGAUCACUCUGGAACAAGAGAUGACAAAGAGCCCCUAGCUAAUGCUACCAAAAGUGACUCUGCGGUAAUUGGAGGUUUGAUAGCUGUUGUGAUCUUUAUCUUGCUGUGUAUCACUGCCAUAGCUGUCCGCAUUUAUCAGCAGAAAAGGUUAUACAAGAGAAAUGAGGCAAAAAGGUCAGAGAAUGUAGACAGUGCUGAGGCUGUUUUGAAAACUGAGCUCAAUAGACAAAAUGCAGUCAGUGAAAAUCAGAAAGAGUACUUCUUCUGAUUGGCUGCUAUGAUUAACUUACAAUUACGAUGUUGUUUUUUAAUAGCCAGGGGCUCUAAAUGGACAAAAAAAUGUUCUCGCAUUGAAAGUAUGGUCAGUGACUCUGCAGCCCUGCCAUCUUGCCA
Molecule: messenger RNA, 4067 nt
Organism: Artibeus jamaicensis (Jamaican fruit-eating bat)
Lineage: Eukaryota; Metazoa; Chordata; Mammalia; Chiroptera; Phyllostomidae
Gene: CNTNAP4
Product: contactin associated protein family member 4
Exons: 24
Coding region: 16-3942 (1308 amino acids)
Source: RefSeq, a predicted model, not a curated record